Molecule: messenger RNA, 485 nt
Organism: Funneliformis caledonium
Lineage: Eukaryota; Fungi; Glomeromycota; Glomeromycetes; Glomerales; Glomeraceae
Source: the annotation of a GenBank genome assembly
ACUUUGUUAGAGAAAUCCCUCGUAUGGACAUUAUAUCGCGUUGGUUUCAAGACGCUUUUAUCGUAGUGAUCGGACAUGGCCUCGCUGUAGAUCUUUGGCAAAAGAGAAUGUGUGAAUUCAUUCUGAAUUCACGUAGACGACCAAACGGGCAGACGACCAAACGGGCAGGUCCCAAAAACGCGUUCAUGAUCUUAAGACGCUAUGCCCCUGGGAUGGCGGUCGGUGAAAUUUCCGGGCUUGCUAGUCAAGCCUGGAAACAUCAAUCGCAAAGGGGUCCCAAAAACGCGUUCAUGAUCUUAAGACGCUAUGCCCCUGGGAUGGCGGUCGGUGAACUUUCCGGGCUUGCUAGUCAAGCCUGGAAACAUCAAUCGCAAAGGGGUGGAAACUUAAACUAUCCCAACAAACGAGGAUCAUCAUUUGGAAAAAAUCUUUUAUCCUUAGUUGACCAGCUUUAUGAGAAAAAUAUUAUGCAUGAACAGAAUUAA